GUUCGGGGGCUGCGUGCGCCCCCUCCCCUCGGCCUCGCGUGUCUCCCGUCAGCCCUUGCGGCCACCGCGCGGCUCUCUCCAAAAUGGCGGCCGCGCGGAGGGGGAGGGGGAUUGUUCAACUAAUCGCCACAGGAUUCCCCCGGGCUGAUGCGGCCGCGCCGGGGUCGAGAUUCCGGGACGCGCGGGGGGUUAAAAAAAAAAAAAAAGUUUCCCCCACGCAUUUUAACGGCCUUGCAGUGACGUUACCGCCCUUGCCCCGCCCCCCGCCCCCCCGCUUCGCGCGCGUGGCCCCGCCCACCCUGCGCCGGAGUGGCGGCGGGGGGGCGCUAGGCUGGGUGGGAGGAGGGAUGGAGGAGGAGGAGGGCGGCCCCGCUGCUGCCCCGGGGGCCGAGGGUCCCGCGGGGGACAUGUACGGCUACAUCAAGGAGGACCUGUUCACCUCGGAGAUCUACAAGGUGGAGAUCCAGAACCUGCCCAAGUACAUCGGCUUCAACGACGUGAAGAAGUUCCUGGCCAAGUACGGGCUGGCCCCGCACAAGAUCAAGCUGUUCGGCAAGCAGACCUUCGCCUUCGUCACCUUCAAGAGCGAGGAGGAGCGGGACCAGGCCCUGCGCGUCCUCCACGGGACCCUGUGGAAAAACCGCCCCUUGAGCGUGAGGCUGGCCAAGCCCAAAGCCGACCCCAUAGCCAAGAAGAGGAAAAAGGAGGGCGAGGAGACGGACCAGGACCAGGCCAAGCGCCGGGCCGUGGCCAGCGACGACGGGGAGGAAGAGCCCCUGGGCAAGCGGAUCGCGGAUGUGGUGACCCCUCUGUGGAAACUGCCCUACGAGGAACAGCUGGUAAAGAAGAAACAAGAGUGUGAACAAGUGCUGCAGAAACUAACCAAGGAAAUAGGAAACAACAACAAAGCACUGUUACCUUGGCUGUUUGUGCAGAAGCAGAAGUAUAAUAAAAUCUGUUGCCCAGUAGAGGGAGUAAAAGCAUCACCAUUACAGACUGAGUACCGCAACAAAUGUGAAUUUUUGGUCGGCGUAGGUGUAAACCAAGAAGACAAAACUGUGGGCUGUCGCCUUGGCAAAUACAAGGGUGGAACUUGUGCUGUAGUGGAACCAUUUGACACUAUUCACAUUCCUGCUCUUGCCAAAAAGGUAGUGAAAGCCUUUCAAGACUACAUAAGGUCAACCCAUUACUCAGUUUACAGCCCAGAAACCUAUGAAGGUCACUGGAAGCAGCUCACAGUCCGUACCAGCAGGGAUGGCCAUAUCAUGGCAAUAGCUUAUUUCAAUCCUCAGAAAUUAAAUAAAGAAGAGCUUGCUGAGUUGAAAGCAUCUCUGGCAAAGUACUUUACAGAAGGGACCGGAAAGGACAGUGGGGUAACCUCUCUGUACUUUGUGGAGGAGGGUCAGAGAAAAUCUCCCAAUCGUGAAGACUUGCCCUUAGAUCACGUGGCUGGUGAUAAGUACAUAUAUGAAGAACUUCUUGGUCUAAAGUUUAGAAUUUCUCCCCAUGCAUUUUUCCAAGUAAAUACCCAGGCUGCAGAGGUUCUAUAUACAGCCAUUAGAGACUGGGCUCAGCUGACCCAAGAUAGCACUGUACUUGACAUCUGCUGUGGAACAGGAACCAUUGGACUUUCAUUGGCAAAGAAAGUAAAGAAAGUGAUUGGAAUUGAGCUCUGUCAAGAAGCUGUGGAGGAUGCCAAAGUGAAUGCCCAGAUUAAUGAACUGAGUAAUGUUGAAUUUCACUGUGGAAAGGCUGAAGACAUUGUUCCUUCUUUAAUUAACUUACUGGCUUCACAAAACCUGAUUACAGUUGUGGAUCCACCACGAGCUGGGCUACAUUCCAAGGUGAUUCUUGCAAUCCGGAGGGCUGAACACCUGAAGAAACUCAUUUAUGUAUCCUGCAAUCCUAGAGCUGCCAUGAAUAACUUUGUGGACCUUUGUCGAGCUCCCUCCAAUCGUGUCAAAGGAAGCCCUUUCCGGCCCAUUAAAGCAAUGGCAGUAGACCUGUUUCCUCAGACUAUGCAUUGUGAACUGCUGAUAUUUUUUGAAAGAGUAGAAUAUUCAAAUGGAAAUUCUGCUGAACCUACUCCAGACUCAGCUCUCGUCAAAAACACAGGGGAUGAUUCUAUGCAAAAGGACACCACUGAAUAAACUGAUGAGGAGAAACUACAAACUCUGCCUUCAGCUUAAUGUUGUAGACAGUGUCUGCCUACAUAUAUGUUAUUCACAAAGACGGACAACUAACUUGACCUGUUGCUAUCUGCAUAAGUAACACUUCUCAGAAAAAGUGAAAGAAUGCUGCUAUUUAAAACACCUGCACUAGCCCUAUAGGAAUUAAUUUUUCUGUACAGCAUACCAGUCACCUAGCUUCCAAAUAGAUGAAUGUUUAGAUUGAAUGCAUCUUUAAUUCAACAAAUGAAGAUGAAUUUGAUCUUCAUAAGAUACUAAAAAACCCUAGUUUUUGAGGAAAUUAAGCUUAUUACAUAAAUCAUCUUUUUCUCUACCCCUCAGCCCCCCACUAAUGAGAAAGUUGGCUUUGAGACAGUGGGACAGCCUGCAGGAGUGGAAGAAACUAUCAUGACUUCACCCUUAAAAGCAUGCUGAAAUAUACAGUAGUAGGAUUUUUAAUUCUUAAGUUCUGUCCAAUUUAAUAAUGAGGCCUUCUAAUACAUGGACACUUGCCAGAAACUCAGAUUGAGUGAAUGUUUUAUUUUUCUAAAGCCACAGGAAUGUUAUAAGCUUGAAAAUGUUAUGGCCAGGGUAAGAGUGAACAUCUAUUAGCAAUAAGCUAAUUCUGUUAAACAAGACAUGUUUUGGCUCAUGGACUAACUUCAAAUAAACUGCUCUAAAUGUUAAAAAAACUUGCCCAGCUGUUUUACGAUUACUAGCAUCAGCAGUUGAACUGUAAGCUACCCAUUGGCCCAUGAUACUUUAAGAUUUGUUGGGGUGGGAGAGGAUGGUGUUUGAUUUAAAUAAGGAAGCCAAAUCUUCAUCUGGGAAAGACCUGCCCUGCUCAAUGAGAGAAUUUUUGAUGUCUCAUGCUCUAAUGCUAGGUAACUUAAUUCAUAACUUAGUUCUCUACUCUGAAUAAUUAUUACAAAAGUUCAUUAUGGAAUCCAUUGCUUGUCCCUUUCCAUUUAAGGAAUACUAUCUGUGAUUAGUUACCAAGUAUUACUUCAUUUUCAAGUAUGUUAAAGAGAAGGAAUCAAAUAAGAACUAUGGAAGGGACUCCUGUGUAGGAGGGUACAAUAUUACUACUAACUGCAAUUCAUGCACUGACUCAGCCAUCAAAGUUAGGGGGAUGGGACUGAAAACAAAAGACUUUUGUCAUGGCCAUUUGUGAUGCAGUCACCUUUAGCUUAGAGCACAAUGGAAGGGUGCACUGUUCACUCAUUGCCUUGUAUGCAAAAUGUCUGCUUUAUGCAGGCUCUAAACCUUUUGCUCCACUGUCCAGUGACAUCCAAAGACUUCAGGACUUAUAUACUUAAUUCUUUCAACUCUGAUUCAAAGCUAUGAAUCAGUCCUCUUCCAGAACAGGUACUUUACCAGACACAUUGUUGCAGUGCUAGGAAACAGGUAGUGCCUCCCACCCAUGAGCCAGUGGUUAGAGCACUGAGCUCUGCUUAAUUUAGAACAUGAACCUGAUCACCUCUCAUCUUCCAUAUACAUUCCCUACCCCCUGCCCUGCAGCAGGUUCUGAAACAUCUCACUCUCUCCUUAAAGCUGUUCCAAUAAUGCCCAGCAGUAGAUAUUUAGAUACCUUUGUGGACUGGUGGAUGCUAAAUUGGGGGUUUGGAUUUUUAGAGUUUUGGCUUCAGUACAUCAUUUUCUGUAUGGAUUAAAGAAGGCUUUUAUAGGAAGAGGAAUGCUUUCAGGGGACAAUAUGGACCUUGAUUUGUUCUAGGAUUUCAGUUCAGUUUAUCAUGUGAAAGUCUGUCAGGUGAAAUGUUACAUUGGCUAGUAGCUGGUAAAGUGUACAGAUGGUUCUACUUUCAUGGCAAAAAAAAAGUUAAGAGUAUGGGACAGCUAUAGUAGCAAGUGCCCAUCCCAUCCAUUUCCUUGCAGCACCACACUAUUAAUCACACAUCAGCAUUUUUAUAAUAUCAAACUUUAUUGCUCAAAACUAAUUGUCUGAAAAAUACACAUGUAGUACUCAAAAGACCAAACACAUAGGCUUAUAUGAUUGUGCAGAAAAAAAGCAAGCAGAGGCUCAGUGAAAAUGAGGCUUUAUAGUUGUACCAAUUUAGCACUGGCAUCAAGCAACUGCACUCAAUACAAUUCAUACAGCAACCAUUGUUAUCUACUUGGGCAUAUAAAAAUGCAUUUAUUUGCUUUUCCCUUCUCAAAUACACAUCAAAAUACUGUAACUGAUCACCUUUUAUUUGGUUAAGAAUGGCAUGGCUUUUUGCACUUUCUUUCACGUUUAUAAUUUUUCCCACAGGAAGUCAGGAGAUAGAAGGCUAUUAUUUUUCUGAACCUUAACCCCAGAACCAAAAUAUAGUCUAGAGUGGUUGUAGGCUGUAAAUUAAGCUUUUAAAUACUUAGAUGUUAUAAAGUAUUCACUGUGUCUGUGUAAAGCCUGACAUAGGGAAGCAGGAAUUUACCCCAAACAGUACGCUUAUGCAUAAUAUUUGAGCUGUUUCAAGCGUCUGGGUAUCUGAUUAUUUCAUUGGUUUUGUUUAAUAAAUAUUUAAUAAAAAAGCUGAA
Messenger RNA from Alligator mississippiensis (American alligator), 4706 nucleotides. It is a transcript of the gene TRMT2A, whose product is annotated as tRNA methyltransferase 2 homolog A. The transcript has 12 exons. The record is from RefSeq and is a predicted model, not a curated record. NCBI's taxonomy places the organism in Eukaryota, Metazoa, Chordata, Crocodylia, Alligatoridae. Bases 84 to 2150 code for a protein of 688 amino acids. Gene Ontology annotation, biological process: RNA processing. Gene Ontology annotation, molecular function: RNA binding; RNA methyltransferase activity.